Thrips palmi is the source of this 4471-nucleotide messenger RNA. RefSeq names its product aminopeptidase N-like. The record is from RefSeq and is a predicted model, not a curated record. Lineage: Eukaryota; Metazoa; Arthropoda; Insecta; Thysanoptera; Thripidae. The coding region runs from base 1 to 4266 and encodes 1421 amino acids. Gene Ontology annotation, molecular function: metalloaminopeptidase activity; peptide binding; zinc ion binding. Gene Ontology annotation, biological process: peptide catabolic process; proteolysis. Gene Ontology annotation, cellular component: cytoplasm. The transcript is spliced from 23 exons.
AUGUCUCACUCCUUCGGCAAGUCGUGGACGGAGCAGGUCGGGUACCCCGUCCUCACCGCCGUCCGCGACUACGAGCGCAACACCGUCCUCGUGUACCAGGCCCCCUACCCGCUCCCAGGCGCCACCGGCGACGACAGCCGCUCGUGGUGGGUGCCCCUGAAGCUCACCUCCAACACCGUCGACGACCUGGACCCGGACGAGAACCUCAUUUCCGCCGAACAGCCCGUCGUUGAGACCUGGGGCCCCGACACCAGCAAGGAGUGGCUACUCGUCAACAGCGACCAGAUGGGAUACUACCGCGUCAACUACGACAUGUUCAACUGGCUGCGGCUCAUCCGCGCCUUCAAGGAGGACGCCGACAACAAGCUGCCGUCGGAGAGCUCGCGCGCCAUGCUGCUGGACGACGCGCUGUCGCUGGCCGCGCAGGGCCUCCUGGAGUACCCCGUGGCGCUGCGCCUCAUGGAGGCCCUGCUCGUCCGGGAGCGCCUGCCCGCGCCCUGGAUCGUCGCCGGCAGGCACCUCGAGCACCUGGCCAAGUUCUUCCGCGGCGCCAGCAGCAAGCACGAGGUCGCGUUCGACAGAUGGGUCCGGUCCCUGGUGGAGGGCGCGUUCGCCGACCUGGGCUUCCCCGACGACGCGGACGAGGUGCUGUCGGCCCUGCCCACCGGGGCGCUGCGGGGCCUGGUCGCCAAGAUCGCCUGCCAGGCGAAGCACCCCGAGUGCGCGGCCGCGGCGCGGGGGCAGUACCUGCUGUGCGUGUCGGGUGACUCUCUGGCCCUCGCCGUCUGCCACGGCGUGACGGGGCCCUGGGCGCGGCCCGAGGCGCUCUCCACCACCAUCGCCUUGCUGACCGGCGAAAACGGCGCGGACGUCAUGCAGGGCCUGGGCUGCCUCAGCGGCCAGCAGCGCACCGAUCUCAUCCAGUCGCUGGUCGCGGGCACCAGGGACAUGAGUGUGACCAAGAUGGCGUGGAAGGCCAUCACCAGCGGGCAGACAGGGCUGCGCCUCGCCCUCGACGCCCUUCUUCAGAACUGCGAUCUGAUCAUCAAGAGGUUCGGCAGCACGUUCUACGCCGAAAUCCUCUCGGACCUGGCGCCGUCGAUCACCACGGACGCGCACCUCGACGCGCUGCGCGAGCUGGCGUCGCACCUCAACUCCCUGAGCCACGACUCGGAGAUCGCGGCGGCCGCGGUGAGCGUCGCCGAGGACAACGUGGCGUGGCGGAAGCUGUACUUGGACUCGGUGUUCGACGAGGUGAGCUCCUUCGACGCGGACCCCCAGGGCCAAGCCCAGGGCCUGUCCGUCCUGCCCAACAAGGUGAUCCCCACGAACUACGCGCUGCGCCUCGCCACCGCACCCCAGCACGCAGACGAUCCCAAGAAGGUGCAGAGCUCCGUGGAGAUCAGCGUCACGGUCGCGGAGGACACCGACCUAGUGUCGUUCCACUCGGGCAAAGGAUUGGCCUUGCAGCACAUUGCUGUCACGGAUGGUGAAAAUGAGGCGCUAUUCCACUGGUACAACAACAAUCUGUGGGAUGGCUUCGACGAGUUCACCAUGUACAGCGAGGAGUCGGAAAUGGUUUCCGUGCGCCUGGACGCCCCGAUGCUGGCCGACAAGACCUACACCGUGGCCAUCGAGUUCGUCCCCGGGUACGACGUCCUGGCCGGGGACGCGGAGGGAGGCCUCUUCCUCAGCACCCUGCCCGACGGCGUCUCGACGGUCACGGGGGCGCGCAUGGAACCCAACAACGCCCACCGUGUGUUCCCCUGCUUCGACGAGCCCCAGUUCCUGGCCACGUUCAGCCUGACUCUCGCCGUCACCGGCACCCCGAAGGAGGCCCUGUUCGUCUCGCCGCAGAAGUCCAUUUCGCAAGACCCCGCCAUGCCGGACACCACCAUCGUGGACUUCGAGACGACGCGCGCGCUGCCCGCGCACCUGCUCAGCUUGGCGGCGUUCGACGCCCUGGCCACGGCCACGGCCCGGCCAUCCCAGCCGGUGCCGUCCGGCGACACCGCCACCGUCUCCAGCGUGCGCGCGCGCACGGAGGUGCAGACGGCCACCCCGGGCGCGGCCAAACAGGCCGCCGCCCUUCUGGAGCUGCUGGACGGCGCGCUGUUCGAGCGGCCCCCGCUGGCCAGGCAGGAGAUCCUGGCGGUGCCGAGGCUGCAAGGCGGACCCAUCAUCAGCCCGGGCCUCGCCAUCCUACGGGAAGGUGACGUGCUGGUGGUCGACAAGGUGUCCUCGUCCGAGCAGGCGGUCCACGCCGCCCUGGCGAUGGCCAACGCACAGGCGCACUCCUUCUUCGGCAACGACAUCAUGUUUGAGGGAUGGAACAGCCUCUGGUUCCGCGAGGGCCUCGCCGCGUACCUCGAGAGCUGGGCCGUGGACAAGUUGAACAGCGGUGAAUACGGCGCGGUGAACAGGGCCGGCGUGGACCGCGUGCACCGCGGCCUGGCGCUGGCCGCCAUGGAGACGGCCGCCCCGCUGGCCUCGGCGCAGGGCGACUUGGCCAACAGGGGCCUCGGCGUGGUGCGCAUGGUGGCGGGCCUGCUGGGCGAGAAGGCGCUGUUCAACGGGCUGCAGGCCGUCUUGCUGGAUGGGCCGGCCAAGCUGUCCCACGUGGAGGUGCUGCAGACGCUGCAGGCCGCGGCGGACCAGCCGCCGCCCGUCGACCUGGUGCAGCUGGCGGAGUCCUGGACGUCGCAGGCGGGCUUCCCCGUGCUGACGCUCAGCCGCAACUACGACGACGGCACCGGCUUCCUCCGCCAGGAGCACUUCGAGUGGGACGCCGCCUCCAGGGACGCCCCGGACGACCGGACGUGGAUCGUGCCCUACAACGUGCUCACCGCCAAGACGGCCAAGACGGACCCCGCGCCGCUGCUCACCGAGGUGCUGACCACGAGGUCGGCCACGGUGAGCCUCACCGGCGAGAGGGGCGAUGUCUACAUGGUGCUGAACGCGGGUCAACCUGGCUUCUACCGCGUCAACUACGACUCCCAGAACUGGCAGCUGCUGACCAAGGCGGCGGCGGCCGGCGAGCUGGGCGAGGCGCAGCGGGCCACGCUGCUGGACGACGCGGUGGCGCUGUGCCGCGCGGGCCGCCUCGACGUGGCCGUCGUGAUGGACCUCCUCAAGGCCGUGACCGCGGUGCCCCAGGGCGCGCCCCUCUGCGUGCCAUGCUGGACGGCGGCGCGCGACGCCCUCACCACCCUGGGCCACCUCACGCGGGCCGACCCGGCGCACAGGGCCAUGUACAAGCGGUUCGUCAAGGAGAAGCUGGUGAACCCGUCCCCCGUGCAGUGGAGCGCACUCGCCGGCGAGGACUGGGCGCACGGCGCCAUGCGAGCGGUGGUCACGCAACUGGCGUGCGCGGCCGAGGACGACGUCUGCCUGUCCGAGGCCAAGGCCGCCCUGCUGGACUGGCAGAGCAACAAGGACGCUUUUAGCGUCGGCGUGGACCCCAACGUGCUGGCCGCCACCAUCUGCUACAUGAUGAGUCGCGCCCCCGCGGCGACCGACUUCACGGAGGUGAACGUCCGCAUCACGUCAACGGAGGACUCGUCGGCGCGGCGGGCCUACAUCGCCGGCCUGGGCUGCGUCCGCGACGAGGACAUGCGGAGCACCCUACUGAAGACGACAGCGGCCAAGUCCGGGGUGGACAUCUCCGACGUGCUGCCCAUGUUCGUGUCCAUCAUGGACAACAGUGACGCUCCCCUCGCCCAGGUCGUCGACUUCGUGGCCGAGAACUUCGACGCCAUGACCGAGAACCUCGGCCAGGACGUCGCCAACGCCGUGCUCUACGCGGUGGCGGAGAGGGCGCACGAGGACCGGCACUACAGCAAGCUGCUCUCUCUGGUGGACGGCUCGGCCUCGUCCUCGACCUCGUCCUCGGCCUCCGUGCAGGCGGCGGUGCGGCGCGCGGCGGCCAGUCGGGCCUGGUCGGCGACAUGGCAGUACAAGCUGGUGGCGUGGGUGUACGAGCAGCUCGACGAGGUUCCGCCCCCGGACCCGGAGCCGACCACCCCAGCCACGACACCCGCGUCGACGACCAGACCCGCCUCAACGACACCGGGAGUCACGACGCGGCCAACGACGCAGUCACCGACACGCCCAACAACGCGGCCAACGACACAUCGGCCAACGACCCAGCGACCGACGACUCAGCCCACGCCACGCCCGACCACCCACAAGCCCAACUCCGCCGCGGCAGCCUCCACCAGUGUGCUCGCCCUGCUGCUGACCGCCUUGCUGGUCUUGUUGCGGUAGGCACCCGUCCGGAUUCCACCGACAGCGAUCUCUGCGCAAUCUCGUGCAAACGGAAUCUUUAGGCCUCACCUGCGAAGGACGAUCAAGAACGCCAGAAGUAGGGCCGGUUCCUACUCUGGUCUAGUGUCGAAUGAUCUUGCAACCGCGUGGCCUUUUUAUGCUCAGGAAAUUUGCCUCGAAUAAAGACUUUUGUAUUCUGGGUGCA